AUGGACGAGGCGCUCGGCAUGCGCGCGGGCCCGCUACCCCGCGGCGUCCACGCGCUCGUCGAGGACGAGAUCGCCGCGGGCGGCGGCUUCGUCCUCGCGCACCUGCUCGCGCGCGCGCUCGGGCGUCGCGACGACGACGACGACGACGACGGGGGCGUCGAGGAGGGCGGCGGCGGGCAGCGUCGCGCGUCGCCGCGCGUCUGCCUCGUGUGCGCGGAGCAGGACUUCGCGCAUCACGCGCGGGUGAUGGGCAAGCUAGGACGCAACCUCCGCGCGGACGUCUCGAGCGGGGCGCUGGCGGUCGUCGACGCGCUCACGACGCCCUUCGCGUGGUGCGCCAACCCCGGGGCGUCGGGCCUGAGUCGGGGGAAGAUGGGUGGAGUCGAGGCGCACACGCGACGCGCGGACGCGAGCGGGCUCGACGGCGCGCGGGACCUGUUCCGCGCCAUCGCACGCGCGCUGGGCGACGACGACGACGACGGCGACGCGGUGGUUGUGUUCGAUUCCCUCAACGCGCUCGCGGAUGGCGAACCCACCGCCGCGGACGCCGACCGCGCGGUGCCGUCGCUCCUCGCGUCCGUCUCGUCCCUCCGUCGCGGACGCACCGCGAUCGUGGCGCUCGCGCACAGGGACGCGUGCGCCUGGGACGGGCGCGGGUGGCUCGACGCCGCGCGUCGCCGCGCGGACGUCGUCGUGAGCUGUCGCGCGCUCACCACGGGGCACGCGGCGGACGUCCACGGACACGUGUCCGCGGAGCAUCGCACGGGGCGCAUGAUUAAAACGACGACGAACGGCGCGGCGGCGCCGAGGCGGGUGGACGCGAGGUUCCGGCUCACGGAGCUCGGCCCGAAGGUGUCCCGCGUGCACGUGUGA
This is a messenger RNA of Micromonas commoda, 873 nucleotides long. RefSeq lists its product with no specific name. Gene Ontology annotation, cellular component: elongator holoenzyme complex. Lineage: Eukaryota; Viridiplantae; Chlorophyta; Mamiellophyceae; Mamiellales; Mamiellaceae. Gene Ontology annotation, biological process: tRNA wobble uridine modification. The record is from RefSeq and is a predicted model, not a curated record. The coding region runs from base 1 to 873 and encodes 290 amino acids. The transcript has a single exon.